UCUUCGGCGCUGCAAUCGCUACAACUGCAAGAAGCUAAGUGCCCCUCUAUUGCAGCGCCCUUCUUAGCAGCAUUUCACCAGCCGGUCGCGAAGUUCAAACUCGGUGUGUUCGCACAGAAGAUCCGAGUGAGUCGCAAGUCCGACGACAUGAUCGUGUGCGAGAGGACGCCGACCGCUCCGGCGCUGUGCGCUUUCGCGUUCUUACUCCUCGCGCUUUUGUGGGCGACGAUGCGUUGCGGAGCCGUGGUCCUGGGUCCGGACUACGUGCUCUUCGCCCGUCGCAUGGAAGAACCCGUGGUGACCGACGCCAUCUGCGUGCUCACCCCGUUCCGAGGAAGCAACGUCACCGGCGUGCUCAACUUUCAGCAGAAGGAAUCCGACGAAUUCGUGACCAUAACAGGCGACGUCACUGGACUAUCCCCGGGCCUUCACGGUUUCCACAUACACCUGCGAGGCGAUCUGACUCAUGGUUGCCUGAGCACAGGCCCCCAUUUUGACGUGGGACGGGGCAGCUGGCACGGAGCUCGUGUUGACGUCGUCCGACACGUUGGAGACCUCGGAAACGUCGAGGCCGAUUUCCGAGGCGAGGUUUUUUUCACCAUCAAGGACCGGCUGCUGUCACUCAACGGACCAAACUCCAUCGUAGGCCGGUCCGCAAUCAUUCACGCGUUGGAAGACGACCUCGGACGGGGCGACUCGCCGGACAGCCGCCUGACCGGCCGCUCUGGGAGCAUCGUCGCCUGCGGCGUCAUCGGCGUCACCCAUCCGCAAAGCCAAUAGAGAGCUUUAGUUUAAAGGACGCAAGCGGCUUGCGUACGCAAGAACUAGGGGCCACGCUACUGUGCAUGCGCUGACCCCUAUGUCCGGGUCUGCGCAUGCGCAAUACCGUCACCCGUAGUUUUUGCGCACGCAAGUCGCUUGCGUCCCCUAAACUAAAACUCGCUAAUAAGGCCACGCGCGCGAUGGUGUUCGUUCCCUGUACAGCAGAGAACGGAUCCCCGUUGCUUUUGUGGAGUCUGCUCGAGCGAAUCGCAUAGGCUCGAGUCUCAUCGACCCUGGCGCUUCGUUCGAGCUGCAACUGGAUUGUAAUUCAAUAUAUAACGACAGCAAAUAGAUGUUUAUAUAUCGUAUAAUUAUGUAAAUAAAGUACCACGUUUUGGGCUCCUUUCA
Dermacentor albipictus is the source of this 1170-nucleotide messenger RNA. RefSeq names its product superoxide dismutase [Cu-Zn]-like. Gene Ontology annotation, molecular function: copper ion binding. Lineage: Eukaryota; Metazoa; Arthropoda; Arachnida; Ixodida; Ixodidae. The record is from RefSeq and is a predicted model, not a curated record. Gene Ontology annotation, biological process: superoxide metabolic process.